UUGACCUUUCUCUGUGAAUCGGGGUAAAAUGGCGAGCGAGGAGAGGGAGUCACGCGCCGUUCUGGGAUUAUUAAAUGGUCUCGCUAAACGCGAAUAUUUUGGCAAAGAUGAAUUCAGUGAUGAAUUUUUGAAGGCAGAAUUGAUGGAGAGUGCAUCUGACGAAGAUUUUUCUGCCUUGCUGUCAAGAUGCAAGAGUCUGUUAAAGAAUAUAGUGUCUGGUAACAUGGACGUGAAUCAGCUGGAUGCUUUCUUGACAUCCCAGACCAAGAAGAAAGGAGGUAUCAAUUCAGCUCAGGCAGCAGCAUUCGGUAAAUUCUGGAGGAAUAACAAGGCUAAAAUUCAUGAUAGCAUUGUUGCUAAGAGUAUGUGGGGCAACAGUCUAAGGAGCAUGAGUUGGAGGAUUGACAUCAAAAGUCAAAGCAAGUGCAUUGAUCAAAUCAACAUGCCCACAGCCAUUGUAGAGCUCCAACUUGCUGAAAAUAACUCUGAUAAGGAAGUAGAGUUGGUACGAUUUGAGAUGGAUGAGGAGAAAUUGGCCAAGAUCACCAAGGAUCUGGAUAUUAUGGAAGCACAAAUUGCUGCCCACUGCCACUGAACAUUAUCAGCCCUACACAUUGUGUACAUAUGCCGUAGUAGGUAUCCCUUUCUCAUUCUAAGUGUCACACCUGUCAAGCUGAGGUGUCUAAACAAGCUCAUUAUGAAGUGAAGUUAUGCAUUUGUAUUCAUACCUGCCCGUAAUUAAUCACAGUGGCCCGCGGCAAUUUGAUGCCCGACAAGCGAUAAUGUGUACAACUCUGACAUUUCUUUUUGACUAAUGUUUGCAUACUUCCAAGUGCAAAUAUAAUUAGAGUGAGCUAAGUGUUUCCACCUCCAAGAAGCCAAACAUACAUGUCCUACCAUGACUACAGAUGCUAGACAGUCAGUGGACUCUAAUGUUUUGACUUGUGGCUUUUGUAUCAAAUGGACACGGCUGGACGAUAGAAGAGUGUGAAGUUUCCUGUCAGCUGAAUUGGAUUAUAGAUCAGCAAUUACAUGCAAUCGUCAGUACAGAUGCAAACUCCAAGUAUUUAUGUCGUAUUAUUAAAAAUUAACAAUUUGUAUGGACCAGCGAUGGUUUGUGUAAAUAUUUGAGGCUGUAUAAUGGUCUUUUUUGUCAAGGGGUCAAGUGGGAAGCACACACAGUGGUACGCUGUGAAGAAGUUGCAUUGUAAACUAAAUGACACAGAGUUAUGGUUUUCAUUAUGAGUCUUUAAAACAUGGUCACUACUUGUGGAAAAAAAGCUACACAUUUAUGUUUCUCACUGUUUUCCUCUUAGACAAAAGCAUGUGGUUAGAAACCCAUCAUUUUGAGAAAACAAUGGACCAAAAAUAUUUAGAUUUUAGUGUUAUGAAAUGAGUUAUGUAUGUUCAAGUAAUGAAUUCUUCUAGCUAAACAGACUCAAAAGUCAGUAUUGAUUGGUUUGUUACAGAAAGUUCUGUCCAUUUGCUGGCAUGAUUGAUUAUCACACUGGAACUUGUGUCCCAGUUCGUUACAUGUGGAACUACAAUGUAAAUUGUGUCAUUUUCAAUAAGCGGGGAAAAAGUCAAACAACAAAUUCCACAGUUUUUCCACCUGCGUAGUAUUUUUAGUACUUUGCAAAUUCAGCAAAAAAUUUAUUAACUAGGAAGUAGGCCUGGUAGUAUUCAUUCACAUUUUUGCAUUGUUACACGUGACAUUUUUGGCUCAUGUUAGAGUGCAAAUUAAUAUCUGGCAAAACAUUUUGCCUCAAGUGUUUCACCUUUGCUACCUGAAAUAUUUUACCUCUGCUACAUUAAAAAGCAUUGACAUACAUUAAUCCUUUAUAUGUGAGAAUUUAUGUGUUAUUGCAUACAGAUAAGAUACCAUAGAGCAGGUAAACAGUUUUCAAAUUUCGGCCUGUACAUGCAUAUCCCACUUCAAACCCCUUAAAAACCAAAGUACUCCUUCAGGUGUUACUAGCAUUUCAUAGUUACUUGGCAUAGUACAGUCAUACUUAUUGUGCUUGUAUUCAGAUCUGCUUUUUAAGGAAUCUAAUUUCAGACAAAAAUUAAAAUUAAUGCAGUGGGUAAUUUUAAUUCAACAUAUUAUUUCCUUGGUAAUGUACUUGCAUGUAUUUAAAAGAGAAGUGUUCCGCGCUAAUGCUGUUGCACAAAUUGUUCAUUCGAUAACACCAGCAACAGUGCGUUUAUGUAAAAUGAUACAUUUAAAUGAGUGCACUGCUUAUGAGAUACAAAGCUGUCAUAUUUAUGCAUACAUGUAUGUAAUACGAUGAAUUUUGUGCCCCCCGUGUUUUGAAUCCUAACUCCCCCAGAAUUAGGUCAUACAAUUUCUUAGAAAUGAGUGGGCAGGUUGGUAGCAGAACUUGCAACCAACAACAAGAGGCCUUGAGCGGAUUAACUUAGUAGCCAGUGACCUUCCACUUCACUUGACUACUGGACUGAACAGAGACUCUGUUGUAUUGUCUCUCUGUAGUUUCUCAUUCAAUCGAACCUGCCAUCCUUACAAAUUAGUCCCUGUCCCGCUGUUGGUGAGUUUGGUAAUAUCUUUGUCUUAAAUGUACUUUUAUGCUGAGAUUAAAGGUUUAGUCCUAUCUCAAAAGUUUAGAAAGAGUCGUCACCGGUCAAUAUCAUGAUAUUACAUUUCUUGUAUGCAAUUGCAGUCGUAAUUUUAACUGAGAAUGUUGUCAAAGAGUUAAAGAAUUUGUGCACAUCUUAACUUAAGCCAAAGUCCUUUUCAGAAGUUCUAUCUAUAUUGACAUCCGUUUAAGAUUGUGUUGUUUCCAGAUCCAACAUUUCUUUUAUGAUAUGUUCCAUGAUUUUGUUCAAACACUCUGAUUUCAUGCUGAGAACUGAAUAAAUUGAACUUGCUGUAUGAGUUUUGAUUGAUUUGAAA
Molecule: messenger RNA, 2911 nt
Organism: Acanthaster planci (crown-of-thorns starfish)
Lineage: Eukaryota; Metazoa; Echinodermata; Asteroidea; Valvatida; Acanthasteridae
Gene: commd1
Product: copper metabolism domain containing 1
Biological process (GO): positive regulation of protein ubiquitination; negative regulation of protein localization to cell surface; negative regulation of sodium ion transmembrane transport
Cellular component (GO): endosome
Source: RefSeq, a predicted model, not a curated record